Messenger RNA from Penicillium soppii, 690 nucleotides. Its product is annotated as 3,4-dihydroxy-2-butanone-4-phosphate synthase RIB3. Gene Ontology annotation, cellular component: cytosol; mitochondrial intermembrane space. Gene Ontology annotation, biological process: riboflavin biosynthetic process; aerobic respiration. The record is from RefSeq and is a predicted model, not a curated record. Gene Ontology annotation, molecular function: 3,4-dihydroxy-2-butanone-4-phosphate synthase activity. Bases 1 to 690 code for a protein of 229 amino acids. The transcript is spliced from 3 exons. Lineage: Eukaryota; Fungi; Ascomycota; Eurotiomycetes; Eurotiales; Aspergillaceae.
AUGUCUUCCCCGGAAACCGCGCUCAAGUUUGACUCAAUUGAGGACACAAUUGAAGCCUUUGCGCAGGGAGAGUUCAUCAUUGUGCUGGACUCGAAAGACCGUGAGAAUGAAGGCGAUCUCAUCAUCGCCGCCGACAAAAUCACAGCGGCCCAAAUGGCCUUCCUGGUCCGCUACACGAGCGGCUUAAUAUGCGCACCCAUCACGCCCGAGCUCGCGACCCGCCUCGCCCUCCCACCAAUGGUAGCCCUAAACGAGGACCCUAAGGGCACAGCGUACACCAUCACAAUCGACUCCAGCGACGACAGCGUGACAACAGGCAUUUCCGCUAGUGAUCGUGCGCUGACCUGCCGCACACUUGCCUCCUCAUCUGCCGAGAUCGCCUCCUUCCGACGACCGGGCCAUAUCAUUCCGCUGCGGGCGAAUCCUGGCGGCGUCCGCCAGCGCCCGGGCCACACCGAGGCGGCGGUGGAUUUCUGUAAGCUUGCUGGGAAGCCCCCUGUGGGUGUUAUUGCGGAGUUGGUGGAGGAUGGGGAGGCUGUUGGUGGGAAGCCGGAGAUUAAGAAUAAUGAGAUGAUGCGGCGGGAUGGGUGUUUGACGUUUGGAAAGAAGUGGGGAAUUAAGGUUUGUACGAUUGAGGAUUUGGUGGAUUAUUUGAAUAAGACUGAGGGGACUGCUAAUGGGCAGCAUUGA